AUGGGGGUUUAUAGUUAACUACCGUGCUAACCGUAACAAAUAUCGUGAAUAUUCUUCGUUACUGCUUGUAGAGAUUAUCUUUAUCGUGUUACUUUUAGUGUGUAGAAUUGCGUGGCAAUAUAACGACAAAACAAUUCCCCGGCUGUUUACUGUUCUUUAGAACAGUCGUUUCUUGAUAAAUAUCACGGCAGCCUCAGCCUUCGCUCGUGUUGUAAUUGUUGAGCUGCAACCUGCAAAUAAUGAAUGAGCGCAUGUAAAUGAAUGAAGAGUGUUUACGUUUCAAAGGCUGGGGAAAUCCUCUAGAUCAUAGCGUAUAAAACAUCUUGUAACCAUGGGAACUGGUGCAGAUGUUAGGGAUAUUCUUGAACUGGGUGGAGGGGAAAAUGACGGUCCCAUCAGUAAAAAAGACCUCAUCAACUCAGAUAAGAAAAAAUCCAAGAAGGCCACAGAGACGCUGACCUUCAAGAGACCAGAAGGAAUGCACAGAGAGGUCUAUGCUCUGCUCUAUUCAGAUAAGAAGGAUGCACCGCCUUUGCUGCCUAGCGACACGACUCAGGGUUAUAGGACUGUCAAAGCCAAACUGGGCUGUAAAAAGGUCCGUCCAUGGAAGUGGAUGCCGUUCACGAAUCCAGCACGCAGGGAUGGAGCCAUAUUCCACCACUGGAGGCGGGUGGCAGAAGAGGGCAAGGACUAUCCUUUCGCUCGCUUUAAUAAGACAGUGCAAAUACCAGUGUACUCGGAGCAGGAGUAUCAGAUGUAUCUCCAUGACGAUGGCUGGACUAAAGCGGAAACAGACCACCUGUUUGACUUGUGCAAACGCUUCGACCUACGCUUCAUAGUUGUGCAUGACCGCUAUGACUACCAACAAUACAGAAAGCGCUCCGUGGAGGACCUGAAAGAAAGAUAUUAUAGUAUUUGUGGUAAGCUGACGAAGGCUCGUGCAGCAUCUGGGACAGAACCAAAAAUCUACGUCUUUGAUGCUGCCCACGAAAGGAGACGCAAGGAGCAACUGGAGAAGCUUUUCAAUCGCACACCUGAACAAGUGGCAGAAGAGGAGUAUCUUAUUCAGGAGCUAAGAAAGAUAGAGAAUAGGAAGAAGGAGCGUGAGAAAAAAGCCCAGGACUUGCAGAAACUCAUUAAAGCAGCUGAUACAAAUACGGAGUUAAGGCGAGCUGAAAAGAGGGUUUCCAAGAAGAAACUUCCACAAAAAAGAGAAACGGAAAAACCGGCCGUUCCAGAGACAGCUGGCAUCAAGUUCCCCGACUUCAAAUCGGCAGGUGUGACGCUGCGCAGUCAGAGGAUGAAACUUCCAAGCUCGGUUGGCCAGAAAAAAAUCAAGGCCAUUGAGCAGAUCCUGGUAGAGCAAGGAGUGGAUCUCAAUCCCAUGCCCACAGAGGAGAUUGUACAGAUGUUCAAUGAACUUCGAAGUGACCUGGUGCUGCUGUAUGAACUCAAGCAGGCCCACAGCAACUGUGAGUAUGAACAACAGAUGCUGCGCCAUCGCUAUGAGGCCUUGCUGAAGGCUGGCAGCGGACCGGGUUGUGGAGGAAUUACAGGGGCAGGACUGGCCACCGCACCACUGGGAGGGGAGCUCAAUGCUAUAAACAGUACUACAUCAUCCACCCCAGGGGCGGAAGCUCAGUGUUGGCCCAAUACAGAUGAUAUCAAGGUGGAAGCCAAAGAGCAGAUCAUUGAUGUUGUAGGAGCACCGCUUACCCCCAACUCGCGCAAAAGGAGAGAAUCAGCAUCCAGCUCAUCUUCCGUGAAAAAGGUGAAGAAGCCUUGAUCAGAGCAGCAGCAGGACAAGGAACUGUUACUCAGUCUGAUGACAGCGACAUCCACGAGCGUUAUGGCUGGACACGAUGGACACAUCUGAGCAGGACACCCAUAUUACUGUCUAUUUACACAGAGGAACCACUGACCACACACACACACACACACACACACACACACAAAAUACAUCUCACCUACUAACGAGAUCUCUCCAAACCCUCGCCAUCUGGCUGUGACAAAGGCAACAACUGAGUGACAUUUCAUUCCAUUACUGCUCGUCCCCCUGCCCCCACCACUGGUUGGCCAUAGAUGAGCCAAGUGCAACUGUAAAUUGCCAGGCUGAGCUAAUCGGGACAUGGUGAAGAAGGUGGGAAUGACUGGGUAAUUGAAAUGAAUUGGAAUGAAAGAACAGGGUGAGAGACUGGGAGGACCUGGAGCCGCCGUUCAUUUGAGCCAUCUGAGGUUUUUUCGUAGCCUAAUCAUUCCAUAGUGUUUACUGGAAAUGUGUUUUCGUGUUAGCCUGUAGUACUGGCUCCCACUCGACUUGGAGUGCAUUUUAUUCUCUCACCAUCUGCUGCCCUUUCUUCAUGUUCGACUGGACUGAUUUAUGUUGUUUCUCCCAGGUGACCUUGACGAUGCUUCAGUCAAUGAUUGAAUAAAUGCAUUUUUUUCUUUGUUUUUUUAAA
Messenger RNA from Cololabis saira (Pacific saury), 2459 nucleotides. RefSeq names its product DNA methyltransferase 1 associated protein 1 (gene dmap1). The coding region runs from base 332 to 1786 and encodes 484 amino acids. NCBI's taxonomy places the organism in Eukaryota, Metazoa, Chordata, Actinopteri, Beloniformes, Belonidae. Gene Ontology annotation, cellular component: nucleus; Swr1 complex; NuA4 histone acetyltransferase complex. The record is from RefSeq and is a predicted model, not a curated record. The transcript has 10 exons. Gene Ontology annotation, biological process: negative regulation of transcription by RNA polymerase II; DNA repair; chromatin remodeling. Gene Ontology annotation, molecular function: transcription corepressor activity.